Molecule: messenger RNA, 1538 nt
Organism: Erigeron canadensis
Lineage: Eukaryota; Viridiplantae; Streptophyta; Magnoliopsida; Asterales; Asteraceae
Product: pinin
Exons: 10
Coding region: 99-1340 (413 amino acids)
Cellular component (GO): catalytic step 2 spliceosome
Source: RefSeq, a predicted model, not a curated record
UCCGCAAACUUAUUUCCAAUCUGCUAACAAAAUCAGGGUUUUGAUAAACAAGGAGGGGUUCUUUCUCGAAAAAACAAGAUCAGGAAAAGAAGACAGUGAUGGGAACCACCGAAAUCGAAAAAACCGAACAAGAACUUCGAAAAGAGAUCGAAGAGCUUCACCGUCAACAAUGGCAGAUUACAGAAAGACUCCGUGACCCUAGAGGUAUCCGAAGAGGAGGUGUUGCUGGUUCAGGUGCUCGUAAUCAAUCGGCUUUGGGUCCACGUCAACGUGGCUUUGUUAGACCUGCGGAUAGGAACGAAGACGACCAACCAGCGCGGAAAAGGCGGCUUUCGUCUACUGUUGUUAGGAUUGAAGAAGGGGAGAUUAUUGAGGAUAGCGUGGAUGCUUCUAAAGGUGAAGAUGGCAAUAAAGAAACGAGUUUGGAAGUGGCUGGAUUGGGAGGCGACGGUGAUAUUCAGGAUAGUAGAAAGGGGCCGAGUUGGGCUAGAAGGAAGAUGGAUUCUGAAGUUCCUCCGUCGGACAAUGUUCCUAGAAUAUUACCGAAAAAUGAAGAUCCUAGUCUGGUUAAUAGGAAUAGAAGAAUGCUUGGACAGCUUCUUGGAACUCUGGAGAAAUUCAGGAAAGAAGACGUGAAACUCUCUGGCUCAGAGGCUUUUAUGAGGAGAUCUGAUUCUUUGAAAAAAGCUGAGCAAAGAGCGCGUGAAGAAAGUGAGAGACUGAGGCUACAAGAGCGUGAACAAAUUGCAGAAAAGAGGAGAAGAGACUUGACGCUUAGAGCACGUGUUGCUGCCAAGGCAGAAGAGAAGAAAUUGGAACUGCUGUUUCUUCAGUGGAGUGAGCAUCACAAAAAACUUGGCAAUUUUUUAAGGACCAAGGCAGAGCCCCCUAUAUAUUACUCAUUUGCCAAAGAGCUUGAUGAAGAUUCAGCCCUACGUGAGGAACGGAAAGAGCAGACAUUCCAAGAGUGGAAGGCUGCUAGGAGAGAAGAAUUGUCUCAAUACCAACAACAAAUUGGUGAGCAAUUUGUUGCCAAUGUUGAAAAGGAGCUUGAAAAGUGGCAAAAUGGGAGACAAAAAAGAAACGGAAACAACGAUAUGUUGAACUUACAAGAAACAAUGGACAAAGAACUCGAGACUCAUAGACUUGAACAUGGCCCCAAAACACGCAAGAUCCCUGGCGCCGUUAACAACGAUGACGAGGAUGACGUAGAAGAUAUCAAUGUUGGUGAGGAUGACAUGAUGGAUGAUGUGCUGGAUGUCGAUGACAGCAGAAGAGUUGAAGAAACUACAAAGCUUGAAGCAGGUACUCUAAGCCCACCUCCAGUAAUGAAAGAAUAAUUAGUUAUUGAAUCUGGUUUUGUCUGCCUACUUUAAUUCACUUGUUUUUGUUACAUUAAUGUUACAAUUUUGUGCCUGUGAACUUUUUUUUUACUGCAGUUUUGUUGUAAACUUGUAACUGACUUAUUUAGUAAAAACAUUGGGUAAGUUUAAACAUAUAAACUAAUGAAAAUACGGCCUGCAGAUCAUUUAUGUGCA